CCUACUAAGCAUAUACGGCCAACCCUUAAACCGUACGUACAUAACUGUGGGCUAAGGCCCAAGGCUACAUAAACAUAUAUCACUCAACAGCCUCCCCCAAAUUGAUGAGGAUCUCUCAUCAUCAAUUUGCGAGACAGAUAGAAGUGACGACUAGUGGUGAAAGACUUGGUCAUCAAAUCGGCAAUCUGAUCUUCACAAGAAACAUGGAAAAGACGAAGAAUGCCAUCCCGAACCAAGUCUCGUAUGUAGUGAAGAUGAAACUCAAUAUGCUUAGUACGCUCGUGAAGCACAGGGUUGGUGGCUAUCUAAAUAGCACUUGUAUUUUCAACAUAGAGUUGGAGAGGUAUCUUGCACUUAACCCCGAGAUCACCAAGAAGCCGACGUAACCAGACAAGCUCCUUAGAGACAUCGAACAUAGCCCUAUACUCCGCUUCUGUAGAAGAUUUUGACACGCGGUCCUGCUUCUUACACCGCUAGGAGAUAAAGGAAUUACCAAGACGAACACACCAACCAGUCGUCGAACGCCGAGUAUCAACACAGCCUGCAUAGUUAGAAUCAUAGAAAGCCUAAAGCACGAAAGAACCAGACGAUGGAAGAUACAAUCCGGCGUCUUUCGUGCCCUGUAUGUAGCGCAUAAUUCAAUGUUCCACAACCAAGUGAUCUGUACGUGGAGCUGACAUAAACUGGCUGACGAUCUGAACAUCAUAUGCAAUAUCCGGACGAGUAGAAGUCAGGUAAAUCAAACUGCCAACAAGGCUCCUGUAGAUCUUCCCCCAUUAGCCAACGAUUCACCCGACUCUCGACCAAGUUUAAGAUUAAACUCCAUUGGUGUAG
Linum trigynum is the source of this 834-nucleotide messenger RNA. The record is from the annotation of a GenBank genome assembly. NCBI's taxonomy places the organism in Eukaryota, Viridiplantae, Streptophyta, Magnoliopsida, Malpighiales, Linaceae.